CUUCUGACCUCAUAAUCCCUCUACUGCAGCCUCGGGCCCCACCCCUAGGGAUGCUGGUUAUCCACAGCUGCCAAAAGCUCUCUCCUGUCUGCCUGGUCUGGGCCUCCUCAGCCAAUGUAGUUCAUCUGCCUCUCCAGCACUUCCCCCUCCACCAAACUUAUGGACCCACUUAGCCCCCCAAGACCUCUAGAAUACCCUCCUUUGGCCAUGACUCAUCAAGACUCUCUCUGAAGAGUGGGAAGAACUUGAGAGCAUGUUCAUCUUUAUCAAACAUGGAGAUAAUCAGCAGUUUCUGGCCAAUAUUAAUUGUUCUGUCCUCCUGUUGCUGCAUUUUGUCCGCCGUAAAAUGGGGCUGCCUAAAACAGACACCAUCGAUUUGUGUGAUGAAACGGGGACAAUGAAGUUGUUUUUCCUGACGAAGACCCCCGGAGACUAUGCCAACAAAUUACUUACACCUCGAAGCACCUACUUCGUUUGUAAGGUGGAGCGUGGGGCACCAGGAACUCGACUUGAAAAUGCCUAUAGGGCUUUUGUGCCCCUCCUGAAGAAUCCAGAACCUGAGAUAAUUGAGAACUUGCGUACACAAUGUGACAUCCUGGAGAGGAAUCGAGUGAAAAUGCUUAGAAGCCAAGAAGCCAAGAAAGUCGUUCCAAUUGACUCCUCUGCAAACCUCCCAUACAAAUCAUCGGGACGAUCAGACGAAGAGGGGCCCACUCGCAGGGGUCCGCUCUUUAGGACCAGAGCGGACUUUCUCAGUAGGAGGGACAAACAUCGCUAA
Phacochoerus africanus (Common warthog) is the source of this 778-nucleotide messenger RNA. It is a transcript of the gene CXHXorf65, whose product is annotated as chromosome X CXorf65 homolog. The coding region runs from base 254 to 778 and encodes 174 amino acids. NCBI's taxonomy places the organism in Eukaryota, Metazoa, Chordata, Mammalia, Artiodactyla, Suidae. The record is from RefSeq and is a predicted model, not a curated record. The transcript is spliced from 6 exons.